Messenger RNA from Tympanuchus pallidicinctus (lesser prairie-chicken), 3682 nucleotides. It is a transcript of the gene TMPRSS3, whose product is annotated as transmembrane serine protease 3. Lineage: Eukaryota; Metazoa; Chordata; Aves; Galliformes; Phasianidae. Gene Ontology annotation, cellular component: membrane. The record is from RefSeq and is a predicted model, not a curated record. Gene Ontology annotation, biological process: proteolysis. Gene Ontology annotation, molecular function: protein binding; serine-type endopeptidase activity.
AUGACUUCUCAGGAAGAGACUCAAGGGGCAAAUCCCACUACUGGAAGUCUUGAAAUCAUCUCUAUUACAGAAGAUGGACCGCCAGUACCAGAAAUUCAGUUCUCCUUCAAAAGAUUUUUCAGCAUACAAGUGAGAGUUGAUCCCAGUGCAGAUGGAUCUGGGGAUAUUGAACCACCUUCGAUGUGCCAAGUAUUAACCUCCCCCAAAUACCUUCCAUACGUCUGUGCUUUAUUCUUUGUAGUAAUCCUAGCAGUUGCCACUGGCCUGGGUGUCCAAUACAACUGCAUUGGGAAGUUUCGCUGCCGAUCAUCCUUCAAGUGUAUCCAGAAAUCAGCCAGGUGCAAUGGUGUAUUCAACUGUAAAGAAGGGGAAGAUGAGUAUGGAUGUGUCAGGCUGAGUGGCAAGAGAGCUGUGCUGCAGGUGUACACCUCUGGAUCGUGGCGAACAGUCUGUUCUGAUGACUGGAGGGCAGAGUAUGGAAAUACUACCUGUAAACACCUGGGUUUCUCAAGUUAUGUGAGUUCAGGUUACCUGCCCGUGGCUGCUGUUGAAAAACAGUUUCAAAGACAUUUUGUAUCCCUCAGCCAUUGGUUACCCAUGGAUCAAGUGACAUCCCUGCACAAUGCAACAAACUUGAGGGAAGAAUGCACUUCUGGCAAUGUAGUCAUCUUAAAGUGUUUGGCAUGCGGGAUGCGGGCCAGCUACAGGCCGCGGAUUGUGGGAGGCAAUGCAUCCUUGCCCCAGCAGUGGCCUUGGCAGGUCAGCCUGCAGUUCCAUGGGCACCACCUCUGCGGAGGGUCUGUCAUCACCCCACGCUGGAUCAUCACAGCUGCACACUGUGUCUACGACUUGUACUUACCAAGCUCAUGGAGUGUGCAAGUUGGCUUUGUGACUCAGCAAGAUACCCAGGUUCACACAUAUUCAGUGGAAAAGAUUAUAUACCAUCGAAAUUAUAAACCCAAGACCAUGGGAAAUGAUAUAGCACUGAUGAAACUGGCAGCACCGCUUGCUUUCAAUGGUCACAUAGAGCCAAUUUGCCUGCCUAAUUUUGGUGAACAGUUCCCAGAAGGAAAAAUGUGUUGGGUAUCAGGAUGGGGAGCAACUGUUGAAGGAGGUGAUACAUCUGAAACCAUGAAUUACGCAGGUGUUCCCUUGAUUUCUAAUAGAAUUUGCAAUCACAGAGAUGUCUAUGGUGGGAUCAUAACCUCUUCAAUGCUUUGUGCAGGUUUCCUAAAGGGAGGGGUGGACACCUGCCAGGGAGACAGUGGGGGCCCUUUAGCAUGUGAAGAUAUGAGUAUCUGGAAGUUGGUGGGAACCACCAGCUUUGGAGUGGGCUGCGCAGAAGCAAACAAGCCUGGUGUCUACAGCCGAACUACCUCCUUCCUGGGCUGGAUACAUGAGCAGAUGGAGUAUCUUUGGCAUUGAGUUUCCUCUACAUCUAACCAUAGGUUCCAGAAAUGGCUGGCAUUUUGCAUAUUCAAGAUAAGUGAAGACAUUUCAGAGAAUGUCAUAUAUGGUGAAGUAAUCAAGAGGGAAAAAAGUACAGUUUAAUAUUUGUUUGGCUAGAUGCUAACAAGUCAUAAUUUUUCACAGGGACAUUCUUCAGGUUAGACAUUUAUUCAUCCUCCUCAAAAAGAUUGUCAGUUGCAGCACAGAAACACAGACACUUUGUAAUGUAAUCUGAAAGAAACCAAAAGAAAGUAAAGAUAAUGUAAUGUGAACUUCGAAAACAAGACCACAGUUCUGAUCUGCUCUUAGCUGCUAUUGCACACCAUGGAUUGGGGUUCAUUUGGUAUUUCCAGAAGUUCCUUUAUGUUCUUCACACUAACUUAACUAUUGUAGUUAAGGCUUACCAAAGAGGCUGGGAGAGGGAUCCAUUUUGAUCUAAGAUAUGUAAAAUAGCAAGAUAAGGAGCUUGGUCAUCAGCUUGCCCUUUAAAUGCUUUCUUUCUGGAAAUUGACACUGUGACAGUUCAACUCUCAGGACUGUUCAUUUAAUGCCAGGCAUAAUCAAAGAGAAGGUAUUUGCAUUUUCUGAUCUUCCAUUUCCCAGUCUAAACCCCGAGGUAAGCGCUUCUGCCUCGCAGAUUUUUGGGAGCAUGCAAAUAUUUUGUUGAUGACUCUCUCUUGUGAGGGAAAUGGAAAGUUUUCUACUGCUUUCCUCUAGGAGUGAAAGUUAGAUGAUGUUGCUUAUCAAAGUGUUCAUCCAACAUUGUGAGCGUAGUUUCUCUUGCUUCCAUUUUGAAGUGCUAGGGGAGGAAGCAAAGUUUGUAGUGCAGAAUGGGAGUACCAUUGGUCUACAUACAUUACCAUCUGAGAUCUACUAUGCUUUAGCUAGUGCAUCUGAAUAGGCAUGAAAGAUUCCCACCCCAGGAGAAAGAAAAAUGAAAAAAAAAAAGAGAAAGAAAGCAGCAAUGGAACAACUAAGAAGAAACAAAACAAACCCCUUCAAAUCUUACUUAGCUCCUUGUAUGCACUAUCCCACGCACAGUGUCUGCUGCUGUUGCUAAUAUAUUCCACCAUCCCCCAUAACCAUAAUUCUUUUCGAAUCUUCUGUUCCUGUCUCAGCCUACACAAAGUUAGCAAUCAGUGAACUCAAGUGGUGAGAGAAGCCGAUGGCAUUUCCUCAGAUUCACAGUACGUGUGAUGGGAGUUGCACCCCAUCAGGAGGAGACGGUGUAUUUUUGUGAAGAACAAGCACAACCAUUCAGAUGGCAGAAUUGGCUCCAGCAGACUCGUGGUGCCAUUGGUUCAAACGGAAGCAAGCAGAAUACAUACAUUAUUGGUUUUGCUUUCUAGAGAGAAGAGUUGCAGACCUGAAGGGCAUGUUGACUUGCUGGGCUUUUGGACAUCCAUGCUCCCCCACAGAAGGAACUACCACACUCUUCUGGACACCUGCUCUGAGCUCUGUAUCUUCAUGGGCUACUUUUAAUAAUUUUUUUUUUUUUUUGUACUGGUAACUGUACUUAAGGAAAACUGAUGCACAUUUAGCCUCUUUUGGAUGGAUGAGGCAGUUUCAUUCCGGGUGAUAGGCGUGUGCAUUCACUGUCAGCUAGUAAUUUCACACAUCAAAAAAGUGCUAAAACCGAUAAUCCAGAAAGCUGCAAUAACAUUUUGCAGGCACCAUGUGUACAAGUCUACAGGAACUUCAGAUCAGGUUGCUUCCUACUAUUUUGAUACUUCUCUUCCAAGGAUCAAGCAACAAAAAUACUUUUUUUCCUGAAAAUAUCCACAUGUAAAGCUCAAGCUGCUUUGCAGGUACCAGCAGCUUUCAUUAUAGCCGUAAAGCAAGUAGGAAGCAAGCAGCCGGCAGUUUUGGCACACAUUUGGCAAGUAUGUUCAACUCUUGUUAGAAAAAAAAUCAUAGGAUUCAAGUCUUACCUCAUGUGGAUGUGAGCAAAGUCCCUAAAGUGGAAUUCUUAAGUAUUUUGUUGCUGUAAAUGGCUUGGAAAUGAGCGAUGUACAGACUGUAACUACUGAAAAACUCUGACAUCGCUGAACAGUCUUAAAGAAAAGAGGAGCUGAAGUGCUGCUGUGGUUUCCUGUUUUACAAGCCAUGUUAAUACAACAACGUCUUGUUAUGUUGAAAAAUGCCUCAUCAUUUUGUACUUGUUCUUUGUUAAAAUCCUGGGAUGCAAGUUAUUAGAAUUGAGUUCUAGGGGCUAGGUAGGCUGAAUAACACA